AUGGGGAGGCCCGGGAGGAAGCAGCGGGGGAAGAAGGGCGAAAUCGGCAGCGCCGUGCUGCACCAGUGUCUGCUGCGGCAGGCGGCGAACGCGCAGCAGCAGCAGCAGUUUGUGGAGACUGUGAAGCAGCAAAGCCAGGAGUCUCGCGCGCUGCUGGCGAGGGCCCCCGCGGGGGUUGCAAUGGGCAGCAGCAUUUCCCGCCACAGGACUUUGGAGUUUCUCUCGGGGGCCCUUGGUGCAGCAAGUCCCUUGCCCGGCAGCAGCAGCAGCAGCAGGAAGCACCCGGAGCAGCACUUGCGAUCCGUGUUGGAGCGCAGCAGCCUCGACGAGUACCUGGCCACGUCUCUUGCUGCUCAAGACACUUUUGCUGAGGACCGCAGCGCAGCGCGGCUGCUGCAGGAGCCCACAGCGCCGCUGCUGCUGCCGAAGGUCUCCUGCUGCGCUGCAGCAGCGCAGCAGCAGCAGCAGGAGCGGCCGGACUUGCUGCUGGAGGGCGUGGAGGUGCCGAUCCCCCGGCGGCCCAUUUUGUUCUCGAGGGAAAUGGCGGAGCAGUGCAGCAAAGAGGCCAGCAGCAGGCGCGCAGCAGCAGCAGGCAGCAGCGCAGCAGCAGCAGCAGCAGAAAGGAGCCGCAGGCGCAGGAACCGGGCGCGCGUGAAGCUGCUGCUGGCGGGCAAAGUGGAAGAAGCCACAAUCCACAAUGUGCAGUUUGUGCGGCAGCAGCGGGAAGAGCUGCACCGCAAGUUUCAGAAGUUUCAAAAAAGAAAAGAAGUGAAGGACGCGAGGGCCAACGGAGGCCGCGGCCCCCGAGCUGUCCGUACACCCCAGAGUGCCCCCGACGGCCCGCAGCACUUUCCGGACGCCACUUCUUUUUCUUCCUCUUUUUCUUCUUCUUCGAACCCCCACUCCGACGCAGAUGGAGAUUCUCAACCAGAAAAAGAAACAGAUUCUGAAUCCGAAGAAAAGUCUGAAUCGGGAUCUGAAUCUGAAUCGGGAUCUGAAUCUGAAUCGGGAUCUGAAUCUGAAUCGGGAUCUGAAUCUGAAUCGGGAUCUGAAUCUGAAUUGGAAUCUGAAUCUGAAUGGGAAUCUGAAUCCGAAAAAGAAGAACAGGAAGCAGAGGAGGAGGCGUCGUCGAGAGAGCGUCCGGCGUCGGAAGCCGAACUUGUCCGCCGGCUCCCUGCCGGUGUGCAGGCCCCCCCCGCGCCCCCAGCAGCAGCAGCAGCAGCAGCAGCAGCAGCGCUGCCGCGGACGGCCGCGGAGCUGGAGGCGGUGGAGGCGGAGGCGUUUCUGGAGUGGCGGCGGCGGCUGGCGCGGGCGGAGGCGGCGGGGCUGCUGCUGACGCCCUUCGAGAAGAACCUGCAGCUCUGGCGGCAGCUCUGGCGCGCGGUGGAGCGCGCGGACUUGCUGCUGCAGGUCGUCGACGGCCGCGCGCCCGACUUCUUCAGGUCCCGAGACUUGGAAAGUUAUGUCCGCGAGGUCUCCCCGAGCAAGCAGGUCCUUAUUGUCGUCAACAAGGCGGACCUGCUCCCCCUGCCGCUCCGCCAAAUCUGGGCCAACCACUUCGCCCAGAACGGAGUCCGCGCCGUCUUCUUCUCCGCCCUCCGCGAGCUCCAGCAGACCCAAGACCCCCAGCAGCAGCAGCAGCAGCAGCGGCAGCAGCAGCAGCAGGGGGGGGGGGAGGGGGAGUUGCUGAAGAGAGAAGACGGGGAGUGCGUUGGGGGGGCGGCGCGGUGUACAGACACCGCGGCGGCGGAGGCGGACGCGUCGGUGCUGAGCUGCGAAGAGCUGCUGGCACUUCUUUGCAAGUUGCGGACUCGGCACUUGGCGCGAAAAGGCCAAGCCGGAGGCCCCCAGAAGGACUUCGUCGUGGGCACUGUGGGCUUCCCAAAUGUGGGCAAGAGUUCCCUCAUUAAUGCUCUUCUCCACUCCAAAAAGGUUUCCGUUUCCCACCAGCCCGGAAAAACCCGCACACUGCAAACCAUUCCGCUCCCCGGAAGGGGCAUUUUGCUCUGCGACUGCCCCGGUCUGGUGUUUCCAAAGGCGGUGAAGUCGAAGCACUUGCUGGUGCUGCACGGAGUUGUGCCAGUUGACGAGAUGCGACGCCAAUCCCGCACAUUCAUCGUCUGCAUCAUUUCGCGGACCACCGCAGCCCAGCAGUCUUCUUCUGCUGCUGCAAAGAAGCAGCAGCAGCAGCAGCAGCAGCAGCGAAGCGGGAGUAGCAGGGGCAGGCGCAGCAGCAUCAACGGCAGGAGUAGCAGCAGCAGCAGCAACAGCAACAGAAGCGGUAGCAGUGCAGGCAGUAACCGCAGCAGUAGCAGCAGCAGACCCCAGCAGCAGCAGCAGCAGCAGCAGCAGCAGAAGCAGCAGCAGCAGCAACAGCAUUAA
This is a messenger RNA of Eimeria tenella, 2382 nucleotides long. RefSeq lists its product as uncharacterized. The coding region runs from base 1 to 2382 and encodes 793 amino acids. Gene Ontology annotation, molecular function: GTP binding; GTPase activity. NCBI's taxonomy places the organism in Eukaryota, Apicomplexa, Conoidasida, Eucoccidiorida, Eimeriidae. Gene Ontology annotation, cellular component: cytosol. The transcript is spliced from 4 exons. The record is from RefSeq and is a predicted model, not a curated record.